Messenger RNA from Oryza brachyantha (malo sina), 2617 nucleotides. Its product is annotated as pentatricopeptide repeat-containing protein At1g80270, mitochondrial-like. The transcript is spliced from 3 exons. Gene Ontology annotation, molecular function: protein binding. The coding region runs from base 129 to 1934 and encodes 601 amino acids. The record is from RefSeq and is a predicted model, not a curated record. Gene Ontology annotation, cellular component: mitochondrion. Lineage: Eukaryota; Viridiplantae; Streptophyta; Magnoliopsida; Poales; Poaceae.
AUAGUCUAGAGGUGGGAGAACGAACGGGGCCCGGAGUCGAUCAUCCUCCGUUUCUCGCGUAAACCUUGCCUAGGGUUUAGCCGCCUCCCGCUUCCUCCGGUGCCGUCCGGACCCCGCCAGCGAGCGGCAUGUGGCCGUCGCUCCGGCGAGCCGCAGCCGGCGGCGCUAGGCUGAAGAAUGUUUCUCAUUUGCUUCCUGUUAGCUCCGGAUUCAAGGACGGUAACCUGUGCGGUUCUUGGAGUGGUGUGGAACUCCCCUUUGGUCUAGACACUGUCUUCCCCUCGAUUCGGAGACUUUGCUCAGAACCUGCAGAAAGGCCCUUCAGCAGCAGGAAUGGUGGUGAUAUACUGGGUCAAGAUGAGUCUGAUCUACCAGAUGGCAACUUAGAAACUGAUGGCGAGGCUGAUCAGCAAAAUGGUAGGACUGAUGAAUUCAAGCUGAGUGAGACCAAGACUAAGAAUUCAGGGCCCCAGUUUCUUGCAGUGGAUCACAGUUGUGGCACAGAUUUGCAAGACAAAACAUACAAGCCUUUUCUUUACAAAGUUGUAUUUGAUGCUCCCUCAAAUAAUUUUAGCCAUGUGCUUGAUAAGUGGAUUGAAGAUGGUAACCGUCUUGAAAGAAAUGAAGUCAUGAUGGUUUUGUUUCACCUCAGGAAACAGCAUCUGUAUCGGAAGGCUUUGCAGUUUGUGGAGUGGAUGGAAAGAGGAAAGCUACUCAAUUAUGAAGAACGUGACUAUGCUUGUCAUCUUGACUUGGUUGCACGAACCGAUGGUAUUGAAAAUGCUCAGAAGUAUAUUAAGAGGGUUCCACUACCUUUCAGAAAUGAGGUACUCUAUGAAACUCUACUUGUGAACUGUGUGCGUGUGGGCGAUAUCCAGAAGGCAGAAGAAGUCUUCAAGGAGAUAAAAGACUUACGCUUGCGUUUAACUCUCAACAUCUGCAACCAAAUGAUAUUGUUAUACAAGAGGAUUGCUUCUGGAAAGGUAGCUGACAUACUCAUGUUGAUGGAGAAGGGAAAGAUCGAGCCUUCUGCCUUUACAUACAAGCUGCUGAUUGACUUGAAAGGGCGGUCAAAUGACCUGGCAGGCAUUGAGUUGGUCUUAAACGAGAUGAAGGCUUGUGGCAUUGAGCCUUCUACUUCAACCCAAUCAAUGGUUGCUAUGUUUUACAUGCGUGGAGGGCUCAUAGAGAAAGCAGAAGCAGUUGUGAAGAAGAUGGAAGUGCAGCUCUUGGAGUCGACGAGCAGACGACAUGCCAUCAGAUCUCUUCUUCACCUCUAUGCCGCCCUCAACAAGCCAGAUGAUGUAGCCAGAAUAUGGAAAUUUUGCACAGAACCUAAUUUGGAAGAUUUCCUGGCUGCAAUCAAGGCAUGGGCCGAACUCGGUCAUAUCGAACAAGCAGAGGAGACCUUCGAGGAGAUGGCGAACCUGCCAACAAAUAUAUCUUCGAAGUACUACAUUGCAAUGCUGAAUGUCUAUGCACAUAAUAAACUACUGGCUAAGGGCAAACAGUUUGUGGAGAGGAUGUGUCGAGACGGGUGUCCGGCCGGUCCUCUAACCUGGGAUGCACUUAUCAAUCUCUAUGUGAAUUCAGGUGAGGUGGAGAAAGCCGACUCAUUUCUCCUGAAAGUGGCAGAAGAAAAUCCUGACAGAAGGCCCCUCUUCACUUCGUACGUCUUCUUGAUGAAGGGAUAUGCAAAAAGGGGCGAUAUCCAUAACACUGAGAAGAUAUUUGAUAGGCUGAAGAAGGGCGGGUACCCGGCAAAGUCACUACAUUAUGGUGUCCUACUUGAAGCCUAUGUCAAUGCCAAAGCUCCAGCUCAUGGGUUCUUGGACAGGAUGAGAGGUGACAAUGUGCGGCCAUCGAUAAAACUGCGUACACAAUUGAGAUCUCUUGGCACCUCUCAGAAAGGACGCAUUGCAGAGUUGGACUGAAUUUUUCUCUCUUUCGCUCUUGCUUUGUUCUUGUGAUGGAUCACCCAAAAGCGUUUCUUUAGUAGCUUUACAGAUCAGAGGCUACUUGGAGCCAGUAAACUCAAAAUACCAGAAGAACCAAAAUUUGCUUUUACGAUCAUUUUAUUAUUAUCUAGGAAUCAACUCUAAAGUAUGAAUUUGCUUCUACGGUUAUCAUCAGUCACUUUGAACCUGCCAUGCUGGUUCAUGCAUUGGUCAUUGGAGCCCUAGAUGGGCACUUCACCUGAUGAUGUGGCUGUCUUUACUUGGCUCUUAGAUGCGAGAUAUGGAUGUCUUUGCUUGGCUCUAGAUAAUGGAGAUGAAUCCGGAUACUUCUGGCCACUUGCUUCCUUGUCAUCAAUUUUUAGUCUAGAUUUUGACAAUGGAAUAUAUCACGUCAAGAUUAAAACAGUUUAGUUCCCAAACUUUAUACCCAAAUAUAUGCCUGUUUGGAGAGCUUCUAGCAACAACUGCUAUGGGGAUGUUUGGUCAAACUCCAACUGAAGACUCCAUAACGCAGAAAGUUCUCCAAAAUUAUCAUGAAAUUCCUCCAAAUCGAAUUGGUGCCGGCUUAUGCUUAUAAGCCAAAAUUUAAAUUUCCAAUCUUAAAUUGGAGUUGGUUUUGACGUUUUUUAUUGCAUAUUAAUUUUUAGUCUUUGCUUAUA